Molecule: messenger RNA, 948 nt
Organism: Molossus molossus (Pallas's mastiff bat)
Lineage: Eukaryota; Metazoa; Chordata; Mammalia; Chiroptera; Molossidae
Product: olfactory receptor 8J1-like
Exons: 1
Coding region: 1-948 (315 amino acids)
Biological process (GO): G protein-coupled receptor signaling pathway; sensory perception of smell
Cellular component (GO): membrane
Molecular function (GO): olfactory receptor activity; odorant binding; G protein-coupled receptor activity
Source: RefSeq, a predicted model, not a curated record
AUGGCUCCUGGAAAUAUCACCUGGGUCACUGAGUUUAUUCUCAUAGGUGUCUCGGGCAGUCCAGAUCUCCAGAUUCCACUCUUCUUUGUCUUUCUGGUCAUCUAUGUGCUGACCUUGGCUGGGAACCUGAGCAUCAUCACCCUCACCAUUGUUGACUCUCGGCUUCAGACUCCCAUGUACAUUUUCCUCCAGCAGUUGGCCAUCAUCAAUCUUGGCAACUCUACUGUCAUUGCCCCUAAAAUGCUGAUCAAUUUUUUGCUAACAAAGAAAACCAUCUCCUACUAUGAAUGUGCCACCCAACUGGGAGGGUUUUUGGUUUUCAUUGUAGCUGAGGUUUCCAUGUUAGCCGUGAUGGCCUAUGACCGCUACGUGGCCAUUUGUAACCCCCUGCUCUACAUGGUGGUUUUAUCUCGCCAAAACUGCCUUUUGCUGGUAUCCCUUACUUACCUCUAUAGCUUUUCCACAGCUGUUGUGACUUCAUCUUUUGUAUUCUCUGUGUCUUACUGCUCUUCCAACAUAAUCAAUCAUUUUUACUGUGAUACUGUCCCUCUGUUAGCAUUGUCGUGCUCUGAUACUUACCUUCCAGAAACAGUCAUUUUUGUAUCUGCAGCUACAAAUUUGGUUUGUUCCAUGACAAUAGUUCUAGUAUCGUAUUUCAAGAUUGUUCUGUCCAUUGUAAGGAUACGUUCAUCAGAAGGAAGAAAAAAAGCCUUUUCUACGUGUACUUCGCAUAUGAUGGCAGUCACAGUUUAUUAUGGGACACUACUAUUCAUGUACUUGCAGCCGGGAACUAACCAUUCACUGGACACUGAUAAAAUGGCUUCUGUGUUUUACACACUUGUGAUCCCCAUGCUGAAUCCCAUGAUCUAUAGCCUGAGGAAUAAGGAUGUGAAGGAUGCCUUAAAGAGAUUUCUGACAAAUGUAAGCUUUUCUUUUAGAUCAAUGUAA